ACUAGACCCAGAGAGCCGAGCGCCGAGCCGGUUCAGCUUUUAGUAGUACCCCGCCGACAGUUUGCACUAGGCGAGAACCAGCGUCCAGAAACAGGGAGUGCUUGGUGCCUCCUCCCUAUGCCACACCCACGAUGCCCCUGUCCCGCUGGCUGAGAUCUGUGGGGGUCUUCCUGCUGCCGGCCCCCUGCUGGGCACCCCAGGAGAGGUGCCUGGGUUUCCUGUGGCGGCCCUCCCUGGUGCACGGGUGCUCAGUUCUGGGGGCCUGGCACAGUGCCCGCUGCUGGUGCCAAGCGUGGACAGAGGAGCCCCGAGCACUUUGCUCCUCUUACAGAAUGAAUGGAAACCAAAAAUCAGAUGUCUAUGCCCAGGAAAGGCAGGAUUUCAUCCAGCACUUCUCCCAGAUUGUCAAGGUGCUGACUGAGGAUGAGUUGGGGAACCCAGAGACAAGAGAUGCUAUUGUCCGGCUUAAGGAGGUCCUGGAGUACAACGCCGUUGGAGGCAAGUAUAACCGGGGUAUAACGGUGCUGGUGGCGUUCCGGGAGCUGGUGGAGCCCAGGAAGCAGGAUGCCGAUAGUCUCCAGAGGGCCCUGACUGUGGGCUGGUGUGUGGAACUGCUGCAAGCGUUCCUCCUGGUGUCGGACGAUAUCAUGGAUUCAUCCCUCACCCGCCGGGGGCAGAUCUGCUGGUAUCAGAAGCCAGGCAUCGGUUUGGACGCCGUCAAUGAUGCUCUGCUUCUGGAAGCCUGUAUCUACCGCCUGCUGAAGCACUACUGCCGGGAGCAGCCCUACUACCUGAACCUGAUGGAGCUUUUCCUGCAGACUUCCUAUCAGACUGAGAUCGGACAGACCCUGGACCUCAUCACUGCCCCCCAGGGCAACGUGGAUCUCGACCGAUUCACUGAGAAGAGGUAUAAGUCUAUCGUCAAGUUCAAGACGGCUUUCUACUCCUUCUACCUCCCGGUGGCCGCCGCAAUGUAUAUGGCGGGCAUUGACGGGGAGAAGGAGCAUGCCAACGCCAGGAAGAUCCUGUUGGAGAUGGGAGAGUUCUUCCAGAUUCAGGAUGACUACCUUGACCUCUUUGGGGACCCCAGCAUGACGGGCAAGGUUGGCACUGACAUCCAGGACAACAAAUGCAGCUGGCUGGUGGUUCAGUGUCUGCAGCGGGCCACUCCGGAGCAGCGCCAGAUCUUACAGGAAAAUUACGGCCAGAAGGAGGCCGAGAAGGUGGCCCGGGUGAAGGCUUUAUACGAGGAACUGGACCUGCAGGCCGUGUUCAGGCAGCACGAGGAAGACAGUUACAGUCGCCUCCUGGGCCUCAUCAAGCAGUACGCGGCACCUCUGCCCCAAGCCAUCUUCCUGAGGCUAGCAGACAAGAUCUAUAAGCGGAAGAAGUGACCUAGAGAUUCCAAGGGUAGAGAGGGGAGGCUUUCAAUAAAUUAUUGUGUAACCUUC
This is a messenger RNA of Tupaia belangeri chinensis (Chinese tree shrew), 1451 nucleotides long. RefSeq names its product farnesyl diphosphate synthase (gene FDPS). Lineage: Eukaryota; Metazoa; Chordata; Mammalia; Scandentia; Tupaiidae. The coding region runs from base 132 to 1394 and encodes 420 amino acids. The record is from RefSeq and is a predicted model, not a curated record. Gene Ontology annotation, cellular component: cytoplasm. Gene Ontology annotation, molecular function: (2E,6E)-farnesyl diphosphate synthase activity; dimethylallyltranstransferase activity. Gene Ontology annotation, biological process: trans, trans-farnesyl diphosphate biosynthetic process. The transcript is spliced from 11 exons.